Dunckerocampus dactyliophorus (ringed pipefish) is the source of this 3730-nucleotide messenger RNA. Its product is annotated as TOX high mobility group box family member 2-like. Gene Ontology annotation, molecular function: chromatin DNA binding. The coding region runs from base 490 to 1902 and encodes 470 amino acids. The transcript is spliced from 9 exons. The record is from RefSeq and is a predicted model, not a curated record. Gene Ontology annotation, biological process: regulation of transcription by RNA polymerase II. Gene Ontology annotation, cellular component: nucleus. Lineage: Eukaryota; Metazoa; Chordata; Actinopteri; Syngnathiformes; Syngnathidae.
CAGCCAAGCAAUUUCCCCUCCCCUUUUUUUCUUUCUCUUUUCCUAUUUCCCAUGUACUAUCGGCAGAGGUCGCAUGGCAGAGAGGGAAGUCCGACCACUUCUGUGAACUGGAACCAGUGCGAGAAUAUGUGCACGUCCAUAACAAAGCCUGUGUGCGCGCACAGAGAGAGAGAAGGGAGGCUGUGACAUUUGAUGGUGGAGAGAGCAAAGAAGAAGUGGUAUUAAGUUGGAGCGUUUGACUUGAUUUGUUCUGGAAUACCGGGAUAUAGUUUUGGCAGCACAUGUGCAUCCAUGACUGAUUGUGUUUGGAGUGAGAGGCUAUUUGAGGACCACUGAGCAUCAGCACUGCACUUAAAAGUGCACCGAGAACAACUUAUUUUCUCCCAUUUUGUGUGUCUCUCUUUCUCCAUCUGCUUCGUUGCUUUUAAAGAGACAACUGUGAGUCCACGCUGGAAUUGAUUUGAUGCGUUCAGGCUCGCUCAACCUGAGAUGGACGUGAGAUUUUACCCUGCACCCCCGGCCAAUGUGGGUUCAUGCUCCCUACCUGCUGAUCCAAGUUGCUUGAGCUCGCUGGACUAUUACCACUCCAACAAGGCCCGGUACAGUGUGGGUGAGCGAGGGGUCAGACUCCACUCUGCCCCCCCUCCAGGCAUCAGUCCAGCUAGGAAAAGACUGCCCACUGCUGUGUUUGAUGGUGACAACAUGUACAUGAAUGACAAUAACCAAGACUUUCGGUCACCAAACCAGAGCUAUUCCAGUCAGGGCAGAGGCAGCAGUGGUGGCGGCGGUGGAGGAGGUGGAGCAGGGGAUGAAGACUACGAGAUUCCCCCAAUUACGCCCCCCAACCAUGCUGACCCCUCUCUAUUGCACCUCAUGGAGCAUGAGUCAGGGUACCCUUUCCACUCCUUGCCUCACAAUGGCCUGCUCAACACCUACUCAUACCCUGAGCUGCCCGCCCUUAUGAUGUCCAACAUGCUGGGUCAGGACAGCCACCUCCUCUCGGGGCCUAUGCACUCAAUAAGCAAUGACAAGCGGCCCUCAGCAGAAAUGAUGAAGCCCAAACCCAAACCCCAAAAGAAGAAGAAGAAGAAGGACCCCAAUGAGCCACAGAAACCUGUGUCAGCUUAUGCACUCUUCUUCCGAGACACCCAGGCAGCCAUUAAGGGUCAGAAUCCCAAUGCCACCUUUGGAGACGUCUCGAAGAUUGUGGCCUCCAUGUGGGACAGCCUCGGAGAGGAACAGAAGCAAGGUUACAAGAGGAAAACUGAGGCGGCAAAGAAGGAGUACCUGAAAGCCUUGGCAGCGUACAGAGCCAGUCUGGUUUCCAAGACGUAUAAUGACCCGGAGCCAAAAAGUGCCCAGCAGACAAGCCAGCCCUCUCACCUGCUACCCCCAAAGCAGCCCCUGUACAGCCCUCAGCCAUCCUCACCCUACCUGGGCCCGUCGGGCUCCUUCCCCCUCUCGGACCUCCAAAGCUACGCCGGACCUGCGCGCCACAGCCUGGCCUCCACCCUCAGCCAAUCGCAGAUGCUGCCACCCAGCAUGAGUGCCUCGCCCCCUGCCCCUUUCCAGAUCAGCCCACCCCUUCACCCCCAUGCCCAGCUCUCCCUUCACCAGAGCUCCCUGCUCAACCAGCCAAUCCGCAUGCAGCAGUCGCAGCCAAUCAUCUCACACCAAAUGGGGCUCCAGGCACCUUUGCAUUCCCCUCCUCUCGGACAACAGGGGUUUUCCCACAUUCAGGCUGAUUACCAGAACAGUGUCGGGGGCUCACAGUCUCCAGGAGCCCCAAACCCAGUGCAUGGUCAGAACCCUGACUGGGAUAGUGAAUACUGCAACAGGGAUUGUGGACCCAACCAUUGCAGUGGCAUGGGAGCUCGGGACAAGCCUCUCUACCUCACUUGAAGUUGAAAGACCUCCACAUGUGUGUGACUCCAGGGAGAUUUCCAACAAAACAUCGUCAAUAUAUCUGCUUCAACACCAUUUGGGUUUAUUUUCUUUCUUCUUCUUCUUCUACUUCUGGCGGAUUUUGAAAAUCCCAAAGACUGCUCCAGCAUCUUCACCUAUUUGCCAAGCACUUAGAUCGGCCACAAGCCUGCGGCACUUUUCUUUUCUCUCUCUCUUAUCAGUCAACUUUUCCUUUUUUUGAGGGGGCAGUGAGCUAUGAGCUCAUGCCAGCCUACUGGAAAGAAAAUGUCUUCUUCGUUUUGUUUUGGAAUUUCUAAAGAUGCUUUCUCUCUACUCGCUUCUCAUCAGGGAGGUGACAUGCUCUAAGCAUCCUCAAAGAGAAAGGCUCUCAAAUUGUUGACACCUCAGCAGAGGUGCAUGUACUUCAGGACAUUUGAACACAUAAGAUAUUUGUAAAAGCUUCAAAUGUAGGACUUCCUCAUUUCCUUUAUUUCCUCACAGAGAGAUUGUAAAUAUCACCAAAAACGACAGCAAAUCCCUCUUAUGUGUGUAUUUAGCAGCAGUCCCUUGCUUUCUUUGGUUUUAACAAUGGUUUUAUUUGAUAAUGAAAGGUGAGGGAGGAUUCAUGAAGGGAAUACGCACACUAAAACUUGUGUUCAAGCGGUCUGGUUUCCCUACAAACAUGAAAGGAAAAAUAACAAUCCCACCUCCUUGACGACAGGGAGCUGUCGUCACAUGACCUCAGGACGUUGCAGAACUGCAGAGGUCAAAGAUUUCAACUUUGUUGACCUUCCUCCACCACCCGUAACCCCACCCACCUUCCGUUCCCCCCCCAACACCACUUGUACAGGUGAAUAAAAAAAAAAGCUAAAUGUGAAAUGUUAACUAAAGAAAAAAAACAGUGGGUUUUGAAGUUUUAACUAGUUUUAUUAGGUGUUUUAGAAUUGUGUUGAACUCAUCUUUAUCAUCUUUUAUGAAGAAUAAAAAAAGUCUAUUUUGGUUUUCACUGUAGCAGGAUUUAAGAUGGACGGACAUCUGGGUAUAUAAUUCAGUUUGUGUAUAAAGCCUGCCAAAUGUACUUCUUUCAUGUCAUGAACCAUUUUUGUUUUACAUAAUGGACAUUAUUCUUUCUUGGGUUGAAUGGAUUCACAUCGGUUUAUAAUUGAUAACUAAUUAACAUGCUGGCUUUUUUCAUCAGAGUGCAUUAUAACUAUGAAUUAUUAUUAUUAUAACACGAGUCAUUGAAAUAUUUUUCAAAAAUUGUUGUUGGUACAUUACCACUGGACCAGCAUUAGCUUCAUUUCGUGUCACAAAUAUUCCUUUGUUUUCUUUUUGUCUGUAAUAAAAUGUUGAAAGUACUUGGGCUAUUGUGUGGUAUCACCGAGUCACAACAAUCACAACCAUUUAAAGCAUUUGCGUUGAUCACAUUUUUUACCCCCACACACCCAAAUCACAACUAAUCAAUAUCGUAUAUCAAGAAACAUUUUUCCUGCCCACUGGUCAUUUUUGUUUUUGAUUAAAGUGCGAUGAUGAAACAGAGUUAAUGCAGCAGUGCACAGCCUUUCAGAGAGCCACCUGAGGAGAAAUAUAAAACACACACACACACCGCCUUUUACUUUUAAAUUUCACAGUUGGAUUAAAGAUCGAAUGGAAAUAGAAUCUCUUUUCUCUCUCCUCUCGCUCUCUCCUCCUCCUUCUCUGACGAUGAUGAUGCAGUGCCCCCUACAGUUUUGCUUCAGAAAAUACAGAAAAUAACUCAAUGGUUCAAAAUCCAGAAAAAAAUCAUUGGAAGCUUAGUUCGUGGGGAAAACAUCCAUCCAUCCAU